Molecule: messenger RNA, 6051 nt
Organism: Melanotaenia boesemani (Boeseman's rainbowfish)
Lineage: Eukaryota; Metazoa; Chordata; Actinopteri; Atheriniformes; Melanotaeniidae
Gene: atxn7l1
Product: ataxin 7-like 1
Exons: 12
Coding region: 47-2434 (795 amino acids)
Source: RefSeq, a predicted model, not a curated record
GAGAGAGGAAAAACGGCUCUCAGCAAAGCAACAAGAAGGAAGAGCAAUGGCGACACUGGAUCGCCAAAUACCAAGUCCGGAUACCUUCCUUUGCAAGCCAUGGUCUUCCUUCGUCAGUGCGGCUAAAUUACGUUUUGUUGACAACGCGGUCUCGUCCUUGGAUAACAGUGACAAAGAGCUUUACUGCCCCGGUGAAGCUGUGAAGCUUGGCAAAGAAGAGAUGCUUGUCUAUAGCCCUUUCCCAGCAUUGGAGGAUUUUUGUCUUGUUGUCUGCCAUGUCUGCAGUAAGGUGGUCACUCCUCAGGGCAUCCUCACACACUAUGAGAAGCGGCACAGCUCCCCAGUCCCCUCCCGGAGCCCCUUGGUUCCCAUGAAGCCCAAAGCACCUGCUGUGGCCCCCACUGUGGCUCCCAGCCCUGGGGACACGCUAGCAUUCAGGGUCCCUAAAGAUUACCCUCACUCCCGCUUCAGUAAGGCACCACUUGCUGUUUACCCUCCUAAAGGGGCACGGAACAAGACAUGUGUAUCACUUCCAGUCGUUAGCUUGGAGAAGAUGCCCUGCCUCGGCCGAGCCGACUCUGCAUCACAUAUGCGCCUCACCCCGUCCUCCUCCUCCUCUUCUUCCCCUUCUCCCCUAAAAUCUUCCUCCCUCACACCCGCAGCAUCACAACGUUCGAGUGAAAAGCUCACCAAUGGUCGCGGCAGCAGCGGGCCGUCUACACCGCGCUCCAUCACCCCUCCAUCUUCUUUGGAUAGGCGGCCCAGUCCGGCGCGCUCCCCUCUGGACAGGCGGGCGUCAUCGACACAGUCUCCCUCCCCUCUUGAUCGGAAGUCGUCCCUGUCAUCCUCACCCGCUCACCGAUCUGUUGUUCUGCCAUCAUUUCCUUCGCUGUCGCAGAUGGAGAAGAAGCAACAGAACGGGACUAAGACUUCCUCCAGGUCACACACGAGACUCUCAGGGAGAGUGUUUGAUCCUAACAAGCACUGUGGAGUGCAGGACCCCGAGACGAAACGGCCAUGCACACGGUCUCUCACCUGCAAGACUCACUCCUUAACACACCGCCGAGCCGUCCCCGGCAGAAGGAAACAUUUCGACAUCCUGCUAGCAGAACACAAGGGACAGGCAAAGGAGAGGGAGGCUUUGAAAGAGAAGGAGAAAGACAAAGAUGGAGCACAUGGAGGGAAAGAAGCCUGCAGCCAGAGUAUGGCGUCUCAGGAGUCGAUAUCUCCCAGCAAGCCGCACUGCCCCAAUGGACGACCCCUCUCCACAAUGAAGCUGCGGCUGGCAAAUGCACACAAACCAAGGAUCCCAGGGGGCUCCUCUUCCACGCUGACUUCCAGUCCUCUACUCCCAGCAGCACCUUCUGCCCAAGCCACCAACCUUGAACAGUCUCCACACAGCUGGACGAUAGCAGCUGGAGACGGCGGUCGAUUAUCCAGUGAUGAGGGGGACACAGAGACUCCAAACGACACAGACAGACCUGCUUUUCACUACUCCCAUCAUCACCCACAACCUUUAGGGUUUUGUGUAUUCAGCAGCAGGCUCAUGGGACGGGGCUACUAUGUAUUCGACAGAAGAUGGGACAGAAUGAGGCUGGCACUACAGAGCAUGGUGGAGAAACACCUCAACGCACAGAUGUGGAGGAAGGUGCCUCUAGCUGCUGAGAGCCUCCCCUCCCUAUCCCCAUCUGGUACCUGUGUUUCUUCACAGCCAGCUCCUUCUCCCAACUCCAUUGCCUCCCCUCUCCUCACCUCCCCCUCCAACACCCUCUGCUACACUGCCACGUUUCCACAAUCUGCGUCUACUGCCGGGUUGUUUAGCGUCAGAGACUCUCCACAAGCCCAGGUUUUCAAGCUUGGAAAAGCCCGUAAUGGCACGCACAAGGCCAGUCGACCAUCCAAAGACACGGAGGACCCUCUUGUGGCACCCAAGAAGAGAAAAAACUCUUCCCACACUUCUUCCUCCCUCUCAUCUUCUUCCUUGUUUCCGACUGUGGAGAACCACAAGAAGAACGGCAGCAGCUUUCAUCCGACAUUACAAGGCUCGGGGGCGAUUGGUGCCUCCCCAGCCAGAAAAAAGGGACUUGGUCGUGGGGAUAAUGGGCUUUUGAGCAGUGCAGAUGACUGGCUAUCCAGAGCUGAUGGGUCUCAAAGCUACAACUCACAGAACAGUCGAGAACUUGCCACCAGCAGUAUACCUUAUUCUCCCAGGGAGCCAGCCCCACAUCAGCCUAUGGCUCCCCCCUCAGGACCAUUAGCUUAUGGGGGAGGAGCAGAGGGGAGGAAGAGGAGGAGUCCCAGCUCCUACAAAGGGAAGGCCAGCAAGCUGAGCAGGCCGGGAGGGUUAGAGAGCCUCUUUGGGAAAGCAAACGACAGCGGGGGGAUAUUGGCUUCAGCGCCUGAAUCUCCGAGACAGGCCAAGUUGCAUCACUGACAGAAACCUGUUCCAUGGACAGAAUGUUGGGCAGCUGCACAGGCCACCACCGUUUGUGACCUUUGACCUCACCACUCUUCCAGUGACAGCAGCAAUCAGACUGCCUCAUCUCGCCGAUGUCACCACUAUUUAUCCAAUGACAGUUCAGCUCACCCACUGUGACAUUGGGGCUGUGAAGUCCUCGCCCACAGUUGGCUGGCAGUUACUUCCACUCCCUGCCCCUCAUUAUGGAUCCUUUUGUUGGAAAGCUGCUCUGCUUCACUGUGCUUGUGGUCUAUACAGAACAAGAUUAAAAUAAAAAAAAAACCCAAAAACUGUUCUCUGUAAAGGGAGUUUGCCUCAAGUGUACCAGGCAUUGUUGACAGCACCACUACUUAAGUUUUGUUUCCAGUGUGCUGGCAAGGAAAGCUGUCUGAUUGUUUUCGAGAGAUUGAUGGUUAAAGGACCUACUGACACAACUACUGUAGGACUUCAGCUAUGCUCUCCUCAUUUAGUGUUUUUCACUGAGUCAAAGAGGGAAGAAAUAACAGCGGGUUCGGCUGGGUUUUAUCCAGCUUUCUCCCCUCUUUUAGCCGCCUCCUUUGUUUCUUUGUGUACCAACCAGCUUCGUUCAUUUCUCUUUUUACCGGCUCCCCCGUACACCCGGUCCAUCCCAGCAUGCCUGUGUUCGAAGUGCACUUACUGUCCUCAGUACCCCUUUUGCCUCCUUCUUUGCGGACUCCACGGCCGUCUGCAGUGGUGCCACACAAAAGACCUGUUCAUGAGAGGGAAGGGAAUAAAACAUAACAGCAUUUGUGUUACCAACGAUGCCAUGUCAAUGCAUUGUAUUUCAUUAUAGGAUGAAGUCUGACUUUAUUGAAAUUGUUCUGUGUUUUUCUUUUUCUGGUUUAGAUAUCGGGAGGAAUGCAAACUCCCUGACUAGAAUCCAAAAUGGAAUUAUUACAAUGGUGUUGGAUUGCUUUUUUUUUUUUUUUUUUUUUUUUUGUAUAAUAAUUUAUCAUUCUUAAAUAAUGUUUGUCUAAAUGACCAUUAAGGUUUGAGUUGAAGACAUUUUCAGCAAAAACAGAAAAGAUUCAAUGGCAUUUUGAAGGUAUGUUGAAAGUAUUAUUAGUUCAUAUCUGUACAUAUCUGUUAUUAUUUUUGUAUUUAUUAAUAGUUGCCCCCUUUUACUUAAUAUGAUGUAAAAGAGGGGAGUAUAUUUUCCCUCCAACCUGGAUCUGUGAUUUACAAUAAGAAUGAGAAUGGCCUAGUUUCUCAAAACAUUCAAGUAUUUGUUCAGUAGCAAAUAAAGCCCAUUAUUAAUACACACACACACACACAUACACAGCCAAAUAGAAACUUUUUGGCAGUUGCUACUGUUCAUGUUAUUUUCAUUUAGUUGUAUAUCCAGCCAACGAGUGCUUGAUUUAUGAACCAAUGUUUAGUUCUGUUUCAAAAUGUAAUCGUAGCUGUGAAAAUGAAGUCAUCUGUCUAAAUGUACGUGGCUUUUUCUCAAGCUGCAACAUAUUUUUGUCCAAAUUUCAUACCUUAUACUACAUGUAUGCACACAGUCAUUUUAGUCAUCUGAUCCCAUGGUCUCAAAGGUUUCACGUUGACUUCUUUGUCAGGUCCUUAUCAGGUUCAGACCUCCCCCUCAAUUCUGUCUUUUGUAGAGAUAAUGGGUCAGGGAGUCACCAGUGUGUCUUCUAAACACUGCUAACAUUAGCUAAAUAACAAAGGUGGAUUAUUUUAUUUUUAUUUUUUUUGUCAAACCAGGUCCUAUUUUUGUUUUUAACUCUCAUACUAAAGGGCCCAAAUUACCUGUUUACCUGUGGUUCCACCUUUUUUCAUGCUAUAGUUUUUAAAUGUCUUUAUCUUCCAAGACUGAUGGGUCUAGUCAGUGUGAUUAUCUGGGUUGUUGUGAUAUGACAAGUCAGAACUUUGUCAAAAUGCAUUCACUUACUUCAGCUAGGUACUAUUUCUUGUCUCUGGCGGCUCAGUUGUCCCCUGUGCUGAAACUGCGACAUAGCCAUUCCUCUAAGUCCCCGCUGUCUUUUAAAUAUGUAUAAGAUGGAAACAAAAGUGUAAGAGCUGAUUGAACAGACAAUACUUUUAAGUUAAAAAGGAAAAUCAAUAAUUAAAGCCCCAGUCUUGUGCAUAUAUUUUCUCUAAUGACUCAUGACCACGUCGAGUGAUGCAGAAACAGAUAAAUUCAAUGAUGGAUAGCCUUUUAUAGGUUAAAAAAUGGCUUAUGGUAUGUACAUUUAAUGAUAUUUAUAUAGAUUUUCUUGGCAAGAAAUGCCAUAAUGUGUUGAAAAACACCAAAAAAAAAAGAAUUUAAAGCCCCUCAGUUUGUCUGAUCAGUGCCACACCCUCUCAUGUGGAGUCACUGAUAGUGGAAAAGUAACUGAAAGCAUUUUGAUUUGCCUUUUAACAGAGCAACGCUCCCACGAGGUACAACAACUUCAGUGACGACUAACUGUAUGUAAGCACUUAAUGAUGAAGGAAUUGUACAUAAUCCAUUGUAUUUGUGUUAUUUUCUUUUCUUUUUUACCAAAAUACUGAGAAGUGCUUCCUGUGAUGAUACUUUAUCGAUCAGUGUGUAAGAACAGUUUAGAUCAGUUUAAUACCUGCCGAGUUGACUUUACCUGCAGGUACGUGGUGUAUCUGGGUACUUGCUGUGUACAGUUUACUGUCCAACAUGACAGCAAGAUUUUUGCAGCGUGUGCAGCGUCUGCAAAUUUAUUAUAAGAUAAGAACAGAUACGCUAGUAUAGUAUUAGUUUAUUGGUUAAAAGCCACAGCUACUUUCUCAAACAUGAUGGUGUCUUUAGGAAAAGGCCUCUUGACUUCCACGUUCGAGUUGCAGAAAUAGGAGGUUACUUAUUUGCAGCUAAAAUUUAAUACAAAGCUCAUUGUUGCUGUUGCAUUUUAAAGAAUUUAACUUCUUUCAAACCCUCCUGUUCCUUUUUUUUUCUUGUUUAGUUCUUGCACUUUUUUCAUAUUGCCCCAAUCAUUAAUCAGCAUUUAUUUAUAUGAAUAUUUGAGAUGUUAAAAGAUACCUUUAUAUUUGUAAAAGUGUUUCUGGGAGCUAAAGUUAAACAAGUUGAAAAGUAUUUUCCUGGUUAGUCAGGCCCCCAAAUCAGCACACUGUUGUCGUUAUCUGAUCCGAUCUGUGAUGAAUGUUGACGUCUAGGGGAAAAAAAACUGCCUUGUGGGAUUUCAGUGGGUUGGAUUAAAUAAAAUGGAUUUCCAGUCAAAGAUGACAUAACAUGGUGUAUUUAAAAAAAAAUAAAAAUUAAGGGUCUUAUAUUCAAGUUUUAUUAAAUGACUUAAAGUGGAUCUGUGUUGUUUGUAAAUUAAAGAAGCAGCUUUUAAAUUGUGAGGAGCAUCCUCCACUGCUGAUGAAUGUUUUUUGUAUAUUACACUUGUCAUCAUUACAAGUACCUGUUGAAUGUUUUCUGUUCAAGCAGUUUAUGACCAUUUGUGCUUGGUGUGAUCAUUUUAUACUGCUGGAGAAAGAAGCAAACUCUCCUCUGUAACUUGAGUUAUAUUUUAUAAAGUAUAGAAGUUUUGUUCAAAUUUGACCAGAUGUGUAUGUAAUGAGCAUUUUUCAGUCAAAAUAUAACACUGAAAUAA